UUCUUCAGUAAAGAGUUCCACUUCCUCUCACUAAUACAAAUGUGAAGAAGAACUGCUUACCAAAAACAAAUGAAUGAUGACAGAGCCACAUCGAUAUUUAAAACGAAUUACGAUUUACCGAUAAUACACAAUGCCACAAAGGAGAUAUUCUUGAAUGAUGUAUAUCCAAAGAGAGUACCAGUUAUUUUGAGAGGUGUAGACAUUGGGCCAUGCAGAGAAAAAUGGUCAGUUGAGCAUCUCAGAAAAUCAGGAGGGGACAAGGAGGUGAAGAUCCAUGUGUCCACUACUCCACAGAUGGAUUUUUUAAAGAAAAACUUUGUCUACAGAUCAUUACCAUUUUCAACUUUUGUGCAAAGGGCAGCAGAAAUAAGACACUCUGAGUUUUUCCUCUCUGAGGAAGAGCAUUACUACCUGAGGGCUCUUGGUGAUGAUCCUAGAAAAGACAUAGCAGAUAUUCAUCAUCAGUUCCCUGACCUGGCUGCGGACAUUCACUUACCGGAGUUCUACGAGCCAUCUCAGUUCUACUCCAGCGUGUUUCGUAUUGCAUCACCCGGACUACAGUUGUGGACCCACUAUGAUGUGAUGGACAACCUGCUUAUACAAGUCAAUGGUCGCAAGCGGGUGGUGCUAUUCAGCCCCAAAGAAGUGGAAAAUUUAUACCUGAAUGGAGACAAGUCUGAGGUCAUUGACAUUGACAGUCCUGAUCUGGAGCGGUUCCCCAAGUUUCCAGAUGCAGAGAGACACGAGGGAUUCCUUGAGCCAGGAGACAUUCUCUUCAUACCUGCCCUAUGGUUCCAUAACGUGAUCUCCCUGGAGUUCGGCGUUGCUGUGAACGUGUUCUGGAGACACCUCCGCUCUGACCUGUAUGACCACAAGGACACGUACGGCAACAAGGACCCCCAGCCUGCUGCCAGAGCCACCCAGAUCCUGGACCGAGCCCUGAAGACCCUGGAGGAGCUGCCGCCCGAGUAUCGGGACUUCUACGCCCGUCGACUGGUCACCAGGAUCCAGACCAAGGCCUACUUGAAACCAGACGACUCUGUGACUUGAUGUCAGUUCUGUUUGAUAUUGUAUAAUUUAAGAUUAUUAAAUGUUUGGCGAACCAAA
This is a messenger RNA of Haliotis rufescens (red abalone), 1107 nucleotides long. Its product is annotated as tRNA wybutosine-synthesizing protein 5-like. Gene Ontology annotation, molecular function: tRNA binding; 2-oxoglutarate-dependent dioxygenase activity. The coding region runs from base 70 to 1050 and encodes 326 amino acids. The transcript is spliced from 7 exons. Gene Ontology annotation, biological process: wybutosine biosynthetic process. The record is from RefSeq and is a predicted model, not a curated record. NCBI's taxonomy places the organism in Eukaryota, Metazoa, Mollusca, Gastropoda, Lepetellida, Haliotidae.